AUGCCCGCAAGCGACUUGAAGCGUUUUUUCGCUGACGUCCUGUCCAUUCUUUCUACGACAAUGCAGAAGGAGGGGUCGCGACAAGCUCUGAAAUAUAGAUUGGAAGGCACAAAAGAAGGGCUCACAAGCUGGGGUCAUGAAUACAUUCGCAACAUCGCUGGGGAGAUUGGUGAGGAGUUCAAAGAACGAACUGAGAAGGGCACAGAUGUGAGCGACCUCCUUUCGUUAGUUGAGGAGAUAGUGCCAUUCAACAUGCAGCACAAUGCAGAGGUUGAUGCUAUUGACCUCUUGUGCGAGGUUGAAAAGGUUCAGACGAUAGAGAAGCUUUGCGAAGAGCCCUCUUUUGGCCGCGUUUGCUUGUACCUUCAAGGCCUUGCAAAUUUUGCUGCGACACAGGCAGACAAAGUCAUGUAUCUUCAAGUGUGCAUGAACCUGUACCUCAAGUACAAGGAGUACAUUGGAGCGCUUAGAGUAGCACUGAAACUCAACGACCCAACGCUUGUUGCCAACGUGUUCAGUGCAUGCGAAGAUCGCUUGGUGCAGAAACAGAUGGCCUUCAUGAUUUCGAGACGAAAGUUCAACCAUGACUUUGAGGAGGAUGAUGAGCUGAAAGAAAUCGCUUCAGGUGAAAGCCUUUCAAAGCACUUUAUCUCCUUGGCCAAGGAGCUUGACGUCUUAGAGCCCAAACUCCCAGAGCAAAUCUACAAGUCUCACCUCGAGGAAAAGCGGUCGACAGCAGUCUUGGACUCUGCAAAGCAGAAUCUGGCAUCCUCAUUUGUAAAUGCCUUCGUCAAUGCCGGAUUCUGCAAGGAUGAGCUCAUGACAAUUGCUGAUUCAAAAUGGGUCUACAAGAACAAGGAGCAAGGCAUGAUGAGCACCGUUGGCUCUCUUGGCGCAUUGCUCUUGUGGGGUAUCGACGAAGGCUUGACACAGAUCGACAAGUACCAAUGGAGCUCAGAUGUGAAUUUGAAGGCGGGAGCGUUGCUAGCCUUUGGCCUUGUUACCUGUGGAGUCAAGAACGAAUGUGAUCCAGCUUGGGCAUUGUUGGGUGAGCAGCUGGAAGCAGAGGAUGCACAACUACGCUUGGCAGCUGUAGUUGGACUUGGCUAUGCAUACGCUGGCAGUUGCCGGGAGGACCUGCUAGAAAACCUGACCCCUAUGAUAGUGGACACUGCUUGUAGCAUUGAGUGCUCAGCAAUGGCUGCCGUGAGUUUGGGCUUGGUUUUUGUCUCCUCUUGCAACGAGGAGGUCGCCCAGGCGAUCCUUCAGACCCUUAUCGAAAGACAAGCUGUUGAGAAUGCCUUGAGUGGUACCUGGCCACAUUUCUUUGCCGUGGGUCUUGGUUUGCUGUACCUCGGUCAGCAGGAUGCCGCAGAAGCAACAUUGUCUGCCCUGGAUGCCAUCACCCAUCCGCUGGGAAAGUAUGCAAAGCUAACAGUUGAAGGCUUUGCAUUUGCCUAUUCCGGUGAUGUUCUCCACGUGCAGAAGAUGUUGCAAGCCUGCACAGACCACUUGGAAGAAGCAGAGUCCUUCCAUCAGGCCACAGCUGUCCUGGGCAUUGCUUUGAUAGCAUUUGGUGAAGAGAUUGGUGCUGAAAUGGCAUGUCGGUCCAUCGACCACAUUCUGCAGUACGGUGAGCUAACCUUGAGGCGGGCAGUCCCGCUGGCGUUGGCCAUUCUCCACCUCUCCAACCCGAAGGUCCUGGUGAUUGACACACUUGCCAAAUUGUCUCACGACGCCGAUCAGGACGUGGCAAUGGGUGCAAUCAUCAGCAUGGGUCUCAUAGGUGCUGGGACCAACAAUGCGAGACUGGCUGGGUUGCUGAGGCAAUUGGCCGCCUACUAUGCAAAGGAUCCCAAUGCAUUGUUUAUGGUCAGAGUCGCUCAGGGCCUACUCUACAUGGGCAAGGGGUUGCUGACCAUCAAUCCACUCUUUAGUGACCGUUUCUUGGUUGAUCCUGUUGCCUUCGGUUCUUUAACAGUGCUGGCCCAUUCAGUGCUGCACUUGAAGAACACGAUCUUGGGCAAAAGCCACUACCUCUUGUACAAUGUGGUGCCGGCCAUGCGGCCAAGAUGGCUGAUUACUGUCGAUGAGGACAUGAACGAGCUGAAAGUGGCUGUUCGAGUUGGCCAGGCAGUUGAUGUGACCGGUAUGGCUGGACGACCGAAACAGAUCACUGGUUUCCAAACGCGGACGACACCUGUGCUCCUCAACUUUCAGGACAGGGCUGAGCUGGCCACAGAGGAAUACUUGCCUGUUACUCCUGGUACCAUUCUAGAGGACUUUGUCAUCCUCAAAAAGAAUCAAAACUACAAGCCUGCGACUGGUGCGGCGUAA
Durusdinium trenchii is the source of this 2337-nucleotide messenger RNA. NCBI's taxonomy places the organism in Eukaryota, Dinophyceae, Suessiales, Symbiodiniaceae. The record is from the annotation of a GenBank genome assembly.